This is a messenger RNA of Cornus florida, 1140 nucleotides long. RefSeq names its product protein CHLORORESPIRATORY REDUCTION 6, chloroplastic. Gene Ontology annotation, cellular component: chloroplast. The record is from RefSeq and is a predicted model, not a curated record. Lineage: Eukaryota; Viridiplantae; Streptophyta; Magnoliopsida; Cornales; Cornaceae. The transcript has 4 exons. Bases 92 to 850 code for a protein of 252 amino acids. Gene Ontology annotation, biological process: NAD(P)H dehydrogenase complex assembly.
AAAGAAAAGGGGAUAAACUGAAUAAACAGGCAAAACAACCUCAACUGUCAAAACUCAGAGUACACACUCAGACCUUCUAAGCACCACAACCAUGGCUACCAUCAAACCACUAUACCCACUUUCUUCUACAUUAAAACACACUAUUCCCUCUUUGAGUCCAUGGAUUUCCUGCAAACCAAGUACAGAUUCAACAGCUUCUUUUAUUGCAUCAAACUUGAGCCGACAAGGAGGACAAGUAACAGUUUCUGUGGCAUUCAAUCCAUCUGGGAAUUACGACCUCUCUCUAUAUGAUGCUGAAGAUGAUUCACCAAAAGCUCCACCACCAAUGCCUCCAACCGAAGGCCGGUAUGAAAUAGUUAUUGAUAAUGAUGCUAUCCGUCGCCUUGACUUAGCCCCAUUUCACACUGCUACUGGAAUUACCUCACCUUUGUCUGCCGUGCCAAAGGAGUUUCUUGAACGCACAAUUGGCUUUACCAUUAACUACACAAAAGAAGAUCCAUAUGAUACUAGAGAACUAUCUGAAUUUCCAGAUAUAAGACUUUGGUUUGUUAGACUUGAUGCCACCUAUCCAUGGCUCCCUGUCCUGUUGGACUGGCGCGCUGGAGAGCUUGCUCGGUAUGCAGCCAUGUUGGUUCCUCACCAGAUGAGUAUGAGAAUGGGUGUAGUUUUCAACCCUGAGGCACUUGAAUUGUUUAUCAUGAAGAAGGUUUUUAUUGUAUACUCCUGGUUGAAGCAACAUAAUGUUCCCAAGCCUAGAUUGAAGACAAGUGACAUGGCCAAGAUGCUUGGAUUUGGGAUUGGCAAUGAGCUUUUUGACCUGAUUGACGAACAACCACUUGCUCCACCAUAGAUGAGGAAACCUAAAUAGCAUAACCCAUACAACAUUUGAAGAUUUUAGAUCAAAUUUCACAAUCUAUAUUGUUGAUUAUGAGUUUAAUCAACUUCUGAGAAAAGCUCCAAGCAAGUAAUGGACAUUCAGGAGGGCAAAUGUGCAUGAUGAUUCAAUCAUGGAACUUCAACCCGAUGCUUUCUAUAUAAAUUCCCCAAAUUUCCAACUGAUCCUUGAUAUUCGUAUCCUUUGUAUGAUAAUCUUAGACAUGCAGAGCUGUAAAUUUUUUGUUUCCAUUUAAGAACUUUGAA